GUGCAGACUGGGAGGAAAAAGGCCGAAAUCAUAUCGGCUGAUUGUCUUCUUCUCCUCAUCGGAGCCGGUGCCAGGCUGGAAAAGCUCAGCUCAAACCCGACCUGCCACUUCUGACCCGUUUCUGCAGGAGUUAUACGUGGCAGAUCAAUUAGCAUGUCUUCCUCAUAAAGCUAAAGCCAAAGCUUACCUGCCACAGCAAAGAGCAGCCGAGUCUAUAUGAAUCUGGUCAUGGCCCACGGCUCCAGCAUCCAGUAUGAGCCGGUGGCAGAGAUCGGAGGCGGCGCUUACGGGACAGUUUAUAAGGCCCGAGACACGGAGAGCGGGAAGUUUGUGGCUCUGAAGAGUGUGCGUGUCCAGACAGACCAAAAUGGCCUCCCGCUCUCCACAGUCAGAGAGGUGGCUCUAUUAAAAAGGCUUGAGCAGUUCGACCACCCCAACGUGGUCAGGCUUAUGGAUGUAUGUGCCACCCAGAGGUCAGACCAGGAGACGAAAGUCACUCUAGUGUUUGAACACGUGGACCAAGACCUCAAGACAUACCUAGAGAAGGCCCCAGCUCCUGGAUUAUCCCCUGACCGCAUAAAAGACUUGAUGAGGCAGUUGCUGUGCGGUGUUGCAUUCCUUCACUCUAACCGCGUCAUGCACAGAGACCUGAAACCAGAGAAUAUUCUGGUAACCAGCCAGGGCCAGGUAAAGCUGGCUGACUUUGGACUGGCCAGGAUCUACAGCUGUCACAUGGCCCUCACUCCUGUGGUGGUGACACUGUGGUACCGAUGCCCGGAGGUUUUGCUGCAGUCGAGUUAUGCUACGCCUGUGGAUAUCUGGAGCACCGGCUGCAUCUUCGCUGAGAUGUUCAGACGCAAACCUUUAUUCUGUGGAGACUCAGAAGUGGACCAACUUGGGAAAAUUUUUCAAGUUUUUGGAUUGCCAACAGAGGAGGAGUGGCCGACUGAUGUUACACUUUCAAGAAAAAACUUCCCCCCUCUCUUCCCUCGACCAAUCACUGACUUUGUUCCAGAGAUAAAUGAGCAGGGGGCGCAACUUUUGCUGAAAAUGCUAACCUUUGACCCCUUCAAACGAAUAUCUGCCUUAAAUGCACUAGAACAUCCAUAUUUCCGGGAUGAGGAGACAUUGACUCAGACAAAAAGCUGAUAUGAUGCAAUGAAACAUGCAGCAAGAGGUAACCUGUGUCUAAGUUCAGACCUGGCCUAACCAUAAAAGAUUAAAUUUCAGUCAGUGCCAUGCCUUUUCAAGACAUCUGGGUUAUUCUUUGGGAUCUAUUUUAUUAUUCCUGCAUCACAAAGGAUUGAAAGAAGCCUGAGAAAUGAAGAGGAACGAACCGUGUAUAUGUCACAAUUAAUGAUGUUAACAUGUCAUGACUUCAAGGACAGUACCAGUGUUUUUGAUGUUUGCUUUCUGCAUCAGUCCUGUCAGCAGAGACUCAUCAAGAAACAUCUGUCAUCUACUCUGAAAUGUUGCUCUUGUUAAUUUUGUACAGUGUUUAGACAGAAGGAACAAGAGAUGUUGUAUUUUCUUGUUACAGGCUCAAGAAAGUCUGAAAGAGUCAGCUGUCCUGUCAGCUAGUCAUUAGUGGUUUUACUGUAUUUGUGUUCAUAUUUAUCACACAGAAGCAACAUAAUAACAACAUAAGCCUCUGACAGAAAUAAACCUGUAUUGUAAUUAUUGAACAACUGUAUUUAAUGAGAGGAACCAAGUAUAAGAAGAAAAACGCACAAAGAUGCACAUGAAAGAAAAAGAAAUAGUUAGUUACAAGACUGAAGGGCUUAACUUCAUUUUUCUGUUUUACAUUUAUGUGUGUUGCCAAAACCAUCUGAACUCAAUCAGUGCUGCAACUACAAAUAUUAUAUUAAUGGCAGUCCAUAUUAAAUCAAUACAUGUGAUCCUACUAAACUGAAAUGGACUAAAAUUGUUGAAUAUAUGAUGAGCUAUAUGAAAUAUGAACAAAAAUAAAAAAGAGCAAGUAGCCUUACUACACCUGCUUUUUGUCCUGUAAAAAUGACCAAAUAAACU
Molecule: messenger RNA, 2028 nt
Organism: Scomber scombrus (Atlantic mackerel)
Lineage: Eukaryota; Metazoa; Chordata; Actinopteri; Scombriformes; Scombridae
Gene: cdk4
Product: cyclin dependent kinase 4
Exons: 8
Coding region: 217-1149 (310 amino acids)
Biological process (GO): protein phosphorylation; G1/S transition of mitotic cell cycle; regulation of gene expression
Cellular component (GO): cyclin-dependent protein kinase holoenzyme complex; nucleus; cytoplasm
Molecular function (GO): cyclin-dependent protein serine/threonine kinase activity; ATP binding; cyclin binding
Source: RefSeq, a predicted model, not a curated record